Myodes glareolus (Bank vole) is the source of this 2944-nucleotide messenger RNA. RefSeq names its product transmembrane protein 25 (gene Tmem25). The record is from RefSeq and is a predicted model, not a curated record. Gene Ontology annotation, biological process: negative regulation of excitatory postsynaptic potential. NCBI's taxonomy places the organism in Eukaryota, Metazoa, Chordata, Mammalia, Rodentia, Cricetidae.
GCCUCGCGUGGGCUCCGCCCUUGCAGCGGACUGCGGCGCUCCCCAGACUUAAGCAAUUGCUGGGGCGCUGCUCCGGGAGGGAGCCUGGUGAGCCCUUUGCUCCAAAGCCAGGGAUGCUCCGGCGACCCCUGGCUCUGCGAUGCUCUCGGCCCAAGUCCACCUGAGCGCCGAGAAUGGGAAAGGGGUGCAUGGCGAAAGAUGGGAGGGAGAGCCAGUCCUGGAGGGACCGGGAAUUGCUAGGUCUACCUGGCUGGGACCGAGGCUAUACCGUUUUCUCGGCAGCCUAGAGGCCUAUCCCUGACCGCCAUGGAGUUGCCUCUGAGCCAAGCUACCCUUCGGCACACACUACUGCUCCUGCCAGCCCUCUUAAGUUCAGGACAGGGGGAGCUAGCACCACAAAUUGACGGUCAGACUUGGGCUGAGAGAGCACUUCGGGAGAAUGAACGCCAUGCCUUCACCUGUCGGGUGGCAGGGGGAUCUGCCACUCCCCGAUUAGCCUGGUACUUGGAUGGUCAGCUACAGGAGGCCACCACCUCAAGACUACUGAGUGUUGGCGGGGAGGCCUUCUCUGGAGGCACCAGCACUUUCACUGUCACUGCCCAGCGUGCCCAGCAUGAGCUUAACUGCUCCCUGCAGGACCCAGGGAGUGGCCGGCCAGCCAACGCCUCUGUCAUUCUCAAUGUGCAAUUUAAACCAGAGAUUGCCCAGGUUGGGGCCAAGUAUCAGGAAGCUCAGGGCCCAGGCCUUUUGGUAGUCCUGUUUGCCCUGGUGCGGGCCAACCCACCUGCCAAUGUCACCUGGAUUGAUCAGGAUGGACCGGUGACUGUCAAUGCCUCUGACUUCCUGGUGCUGGAUGCUCAGAACUAUCCCUGGCUCACGAACCACACCGUGCAGCUCCAACUCCGCAGCCUGGCACACAACCUCUCAGUGGUGGCCACCAAUGAUGUGGGUGUCACCAGUGCCUCACUUCCGGAACCAGGGCUCCUGGCCACCCGAGUAGAAGUGCCACUGCUGGGCAUCGUUGUGGCUGGAGGGCUUGCCUUGGGCACUCUAGUGGGGUUCAGUACCUUGGUGGCCUGUCUGGUCUGCAGGAAAGAGAAGAAAACUAAAGGCCCCUCCCGGCGCCCAUCUCUGAUAUCUAGUGACUCCAACAACCUGAAAGUGAGUAACGUACGCCUGCCACGGGAGAACAUGUCCCUCCCAUCCAACCUUCAGCUCAAUGACCUAACCCCGGAUCUCAGAGGGAAAGCAACAGAGCGGCCGAUGGCUCAGCACAGCAGCCGUCCAGAGCUUCUGGAAGCCGAGCCUGGUGGCCUCCUCACCAGCCGAGGCUUCAUCCGUCUCCCAAUGCUGGGCUACAUCUACCGAGUGUCCAGUGUAAGCAGUGAUGAGAUCUGGCUCUGAGCUUGAGGGUGAAGCCCCCAGAGCACCCCACCCCAAUGUCUCCUUCAAGCCUUCCUCUGCUGGGCCACGUUGUGACCAUGAAGAAGCCAUGUCACUGCCACCUGGCCCUCCUGGCAGGGGUACCCUGUGGGUCAUGCAUGAUGUAUUUCAUUGCACUCUAACCUGCAAGGCAUAGUCUAGCCUUGGCAAGACCAUUGGUCAGAAAUAGGCUCCUUGCACUCACUCAGUUUGGGGCCUUGCAUGUGGUAACUGGGGCCAGGCAGAUGAAACUCUGGCCUAGUGUGUUCAGGUGUCACCCCACAUGUAAAAGAUGGGCCUACUAUAUGUUCAAUACUAGUAUCCUCUGCAUCUCAUACAGCAGGCAGAGGGAUGCCUAUGUGGGGGACAGGAGGGUCCCUGCACAACUCAGACGUCCUUCCUAUGCUAUGCAGCUUUCUCCCCUCAGGGAAAACAGGACCCUGCUAGCUGAAUAGAACCAAACUGCCCUUUGCUCAGGAACCAAUCCCUUGCCCAGGGACCUCGCCAAGCACAAAUUAGUCCCUUUUGCUGCAUAUCUCUGCCUUUUUGUCCCCACCUCCUCUUGGGCAUACACUAGACCUUCUUUACUGGGCAUUAGACCUCCACUGGCUGGAGCCCCCACGUGUCAGCCUCUGGUAUUAGCACAAGAUGAGCAGGAAGAAGUGAGUCUGCUGGUCCCCAGGAUGGCACGUAGCUAUGCACUGUUUUGUACAAGUGUUCCCCCUUUAAGCACAUUCCCUAGGGAAGGAGGGCCCAGGACCUUCUUAGGUUCCCUGUGUUUGGCCUUCAGCGAUUCACUGUGAGUGUUCUGAGCACUCAGGAUUGACAGUUUCCCUCUCUGCAUGUCUCUCCCCAAUGUAGCAAUAUCCCCAACCAGUCCCUGGCUGCCCCAUCCUAUUUAGGGGAUGGUCACAGUGGGCAUAUAAGCCAACAGUGCCACAAGAUUUAGGGGGACACAGAGAAAGCGAGAACCACAUAACCCCAAAGAGCUAAGAAUCUUUUAAACAGCAACAUGGAAAUGACUGGAGAGCGAUAGAGCAGAGUCUAUUUUCCCUCCUUGGUAUCUUGUUUGUAAUUUUCUCAUGUUACUGGCUAGUGCUGCACACACAGUAAACCACCGUGAUUGAAUAAGUAUGUCUUUGUUCAUUUCCUCAACCAUUUGUAUUUGUUCUUUGAGAGGGACUCACAUAGUCUCAGCUAGCCUUGAAUUCACUAUGGGUCGGAGACAGAUGAAUGGCCUUGAGCAUCCAAUCUGCCUUCUUCCACCUCUCUAGGGCUCAGAUUAGACAUGACCACCACCCUGGUUUUCCAAGUAUGCUUUAGAACGAGUCCCACCCUCUUUUUCUUUUUGUUGCGCUGGUGAUGGAACCCAGGGCUUGGCGCAUGCCACGAAAGUGCUUGACUAUUAAGUCUACACUGCUAGCACAUAAACAGCCUUCUCUCUCUCCCUCUUUUUUAAACAUUUCCAAGUUUUAUAUCCACAAAAGAGCACAGAGGAUACUGUCUCAUACAAAACACAAUA